Messenger RNA from Anneissia japonica, 2958 nucleotides. RefSeq lists its product as uncharacterized. The transcript is spliced from 22 exons. The record is from RefSeq and is a predicted model, not a curated record. The coding region runs from base 1 to 2958 and encodes 985 amino acids. NCBI's taxonomy places the organism in Eukaryota, Metazoa, Echinodermata, Crinoidea, Comatulida, Comatulidae.
AUGUGUUCUACAGCUGUCAAUGACAGUGACACAUAUGCUCUUAUGUAUCAACAAAGCAAUUUUGGAUUAGAUGGUAUCAAAUGCUUCAAUAUCCAUGAACCGAGCACUGAUGGUAUAGUGAUAUCUAAGCUAUGUCGUAUCAAACCUAAUGAUACAUGGACAGUCAUUUCUCAAGAAGGACAAGCAAAACAGCUUCAUGAACAAGCACUUGUGGAAUCGUUUGUAGAGACAUCGCUAAAACGCAAACCCUCAAAAGCAAAUGCAAAGGAAACCACUGACGAUGCAAGUCUUGAUUCAUCAACAGAAACGUCAACUGCAACUGACAUAGAGAUGUCCAUAAGGCUAGGAACGUCCACUGCAACUGACAUAGAGCCGUCUAUAACGUCAGAAACGCCGACUGCAACUGACAUAGAGCAAAUUAUAAUGUCAGAAACAUCAACUGCAACUUUCAUGGAGAAGUCUGUAAGGCCAGAAACGUCAACUGCAACUGACAUAGAGCCAUCUAUAAUAUCAGAAAUGCCAACUGCAACUGACAUAGAGCCAUCCAUAAUGCCAGAUUUGUCUGAACAAUUUGAAGAUGUACAAGAAAUUGAAGAUGUACACCACAGAAAGGAACAUGUUAAAAUGUCAACGAGUUUAAGAACACAAGAGGAAGACCAGAAGAAGGAAAUAGACAAGAUGAAUAGAGAGCUAGCACUUCCAGAGGACCUCGGUGAAAGGGUACUUGAGUAUACAUCCACGAAAAAACCCGGCAAAGAGAAUGAGCUAUCUGUAAAGAUAUACGAUUUUGCAGGCCAGCAGGUUUAUGCUUCAACACAUCAGGUGUUUUUGGCAUCAAAAGCUGUUUAUAUUCUUGCAUUCAAUCUUUUGGAUGACUUGGACUCAAACCUCAAACAUGAGCAUAUCCAAUACAGUGAUCAGACUCUAUUAAAUUGGGUGAAGAUGAAAAUAAAGCCAUUAAACAAAGUAAAGCUUAACGAGACAAAUCUUGAACGGCUUCAUUUUUGGCUGAAGUCAAUACAUGCAAAUGGAAAAGUAAGUGGACAAGCAGCAGGUCAACAGCAACUGUCACCACCUAUAUUCAUUGUUGGAACACACAUGAAUGAAUUAUCUGGAAACAAAACAAGAAGAGAACAGAAGCUUAAAGAGAUUGAGGAGAAGAUAUUUUCGUCAUUGAAAGAUACUCCUUAUGAACAUCAUGUUGUUAGAAAACUGUUUGCCGUUGAAAACAGCUUAGAUGAAGACAAUGGAAUUUCAGAGCUUAGAAGUCACUUGGAAGAGGUUUGCCUUGCUGAGCCCUACAUGGAUUUUCUUACCCCAGUAACCUGGCUGAAAUUGCUUGCAGAUCUAGAGGAGAAGCGAAAUGAAGGAAAGCACUGUCUUAAGCUAGAAGAGGUGAAGGCUUUGGCUGAGGAAUGCAAAAUCAAGGGAAGUAUCCACAUUGUUUUGAACUUCUUUCAAGAUAUCGGAGAGGUUGUUUAUUUUGGGAGAGAGGAAGAUUCUGACGGAAACCUUUUGAAAGAAAAUAUCAUUCUAGAUCCACAAUGGCUGGUUGACUUGUUUAGAACUAUCAUAACACACAUAGAUUUUGGAGAGCAACAUGCAGUCUAUGUGAAGUCAUGGAGGAGGUUAAAAGAAGAAGGAAUCUUGGAGGAACGAUUAGCAGAUCAUUUGUGGAAGGAUGUUGGGGUGUCAAAGGAAUUCUUGUUUGAGAUUAUGAACAAGUUCUAUCUUAUUUGCGAGAAGGUUUCGGAGAAGGAUGUAGGAUCUGAUUCAUCUGAAGCUGGAAGGCUAUUCCUCGUACCCUGCCUCUUCAAAGACUUCAAGUGUAAGUCUCAUAAGCUUGUGAAAAAAAGAUUUCCCAUGAUACAUUUCUACAUCGACUUCCAAGGGUUCCUUCCCAGCGGACUCUUCCAUAAGGCACUCGUUAGGAUUAUUGCCUGGUCUCAGGAUCAAGGAGGUCGUGAUCUGCCACUAUUUCGCAAGCGUGGAGAGUUCUAUGUAGAUCAUGCUCACGACAUGGUCUUGCAGUUAAGUCCACUUGACAAGUCUACGGUUGAGGUUAUGAUUCUGAGGGUUGAUGGAAAAGCACAGGAUCCUUGUAAAAGGAUUUGUAGAAAGGUGUACCAGUUACUAAAAGAUUGUUUUGGUGACAUCUGUACAAUAUGGGCGAAAGGUCUGAACUACCAAUUUGCUAUCGCAUGUGAUCAAUGUAAACGUGACAAACCACAUCUGCAUCCAUUUGAAGAUUGCCAAAAACCAAAAGUUCCUUGUUCCAAAUCCAAACGGAUGGAUGUGACUAAAUACCAGGAGAGCUUCCUGAAAGAAUAUCAUGAAUCUACUUGCCCGGAUUGCAGCCUUUGCAGAAGUGACCAAAGUCCUGCACGCCCAAUCGCAGCAGCAGCAAGUGCAAUUCACAAGGAAACAGAGCAAUUAUCAGCUCCAGGCUGGAUCUGCCCCUGCUUUCCAAGAGUGCUUCUAACAGUCUCACAGAGCAUCGGUGCAGAUCUUAACAUAUGGAAAGUGGCCCUCAAAGAUGAAAUUAUGAAUGCAAAUACUGUACAUAAGGCAGCAGAGGCAACUGAGCUGUUAGAUGCUCUGAGGGACACUGCCAAACUAAAGGCAGAUGAUAUAAGCAUCCUGUUAGAGACCAUUAAGCUCACCGGUGUACUCAGUUUGCGGAACCACAUCCCCAACUGUCCACGCCUUGAUAAUAUCAAGAUCACUCACUUCUCAAAGUUCAGGCAGUCUGUGGUGGCCUUUGGAAUGCAACUCAUCGACCGUGACAUUAGGUUGAUUGUACAGCGUUAUGAGCUUCCUAGCCAAUACAGUGACAAGUGGUCACUUAUAAUGGACUUGGAAGAUAAUCUCAUACUGGCAGACGAUGAUAAGUUACUAGAUGAUUUCAAACAUACCUUAGAUAAGCUAGGACUGAGAAGACUCUGCCGACUGUUCUAA